ACUACUCUCACCGCAGCUCAGCUCACACUCACACGUGGCUGCAGUGCAGAGCCGGAGGAGUUCACUGGCACUCACUCGUUAUCUCAUUUCACUUCAGUUUCAGUUCACCGCCAUGGCACUCAGCCUCCGCGCCGCCGCGUCACUCGCCACCCCGCCGCCGGGCCGGCGCUCCGCCUCGGUUGUCCGCGCCACCGCUUUCCCUGCGGCGCUGAACACCCGGAACCGGCGGCGCCCGCAGAACGUCUCCGGCGAGUUCUUCGUCGAUGAGCGAUGCAUCGACUGCGCCACCUGCCGGUGGAUGGCGCCGGAGGUGUUCAAGCGGGUGGACGGCAUGUCCGCCGUUGCCGCGCAGCCCAGCUCCGGCGAGGAUAGGACCAAGGCGCUGCAGGCCUUGCUCUCUUGCCCGACAGCCUCGAUCCACACCGACAAGCCCGCAAGGGACAUUCUCCAAGUGCAGAACACAUUCCCGCUUCCCAUCGAUGACGAUCUUCCGGGUGUUUACCUCUGCGGUUACCAUUCUGAGGACUCAUAUGGAGCAACUUCUUAUCUUAUAAUUCACCCUGAAGGGAACAUAAUGGUUGACAGUCCAAGGUAUGCGCCGAGACUGGUGGACAAGAUUGAAAAGCUCGGUGGAGCGCGCUACAUGUUCUUGACCCACAUUGAUGAUGUAGCCGAUCAUCGGAAGUGGGCCAAUGAGCUGAAAUGCGAGAGAAUCAUCCAUUCAGGAGAUGUAGUGGAUAUUACUGCCGAUGUCGAGUGGAAACUUACUGGAAAUGGCCCAUGGAACAUUGGAACUGACUUUGAACUUAUUCAUACCCCAGGACAUACUGAAGGCUCAGUCUGCUUGUUGUACAAGCCGCUGAAGGCGCUAUUCACUGGGGACCACGUAGCGAGAUCAGAAGAAUCAGACGAUCUGAACCUCUUCCGGAUGUACAGCAAGCAAUCAGUGACUUUGCAACUAGACAGCAUGAGGAAGUUGUUGGACCUAGACUUCGUGUGGUAUUUACCUGGGCAUGGCUAUCGAGUCCGGUACGAAGAUAUGCAGGCCAAGAAUUCGGCCAUUGAGUCUCUACUGGCGGACUACACAAUCUAGGAGCAUCUUAUUAGUUAUGAUCAGAGACUAUGCAAAUAAGGAUUCAGAAUAAAGGGGCCUCCGUCGUGGAUAUGCAGUCUCUAAUAAAUAAUACUGUUCUUAUAUUUCUAUCCAAACGGCGAACCUCCAGAAAAAAACACACCAUGCCGGCAGCAGGCUUCUGCAGCAAGGGGUCCGAUACUCCCAUGACGCUGAGACUUUGGCGAUGCUGUCGAGAAUUGGAAGACUGUGUACUAUGUGUUGGUAUCCUGAAUAUAGCUAUUGUAACAGCUGUAGUGUGCUUUGCACUGUCGUUUUGAUAUACUUGCAUAAGUGUCGGUGCCCUGUUUGCCGUAGUGCUGUUCUUUUUUUCUUUUGGUCACGUUUCGGUGUGAUCGUGGCUGAUAAGUCUGGGUGUCUGUAGUAUCAGUAUAAGAUCCAAUUGCUCUAUUUGAAAAAAAGGACUUAACGGUA
This is a messenger RNA of Lolium perenne, 1546 nucleotides long. RefSeq lists its product as uncharacterized. Lineage: Eukaryota; Viridiplantae; Streptophyta; Magnoliopsida; Poales; Poaceae. The record is from RefSeq and is a predicted model, not a curated record.